This is a messenger RNA of Rhincodon typus (whale shark), 2137 nucleotides long. RefSeq names its product deoxynucleotidyltransferase terminal-interacting protein 1 (gene dnttip1). The record is from RefSeq and is a predicted model, not a curated record. The transcript has 7 exons. Bases 174 to 461 code for a protein of 95 amino acids. Gene Ontology annotation, molecular function: nucleosome binding; DNA binding. Lineage: Eukaryota; Metazoa; Chordata; Chondrichthyes; Orectolobiformes; Rhincodontidae. Gene Ontology annotation, cellular component: nucleus.
AAGGCCGUCCACCAGGACAUCUGAUUUCAUUUGACCGUACGACCUCCAGUGCUGCAGUCUCAAAGGUGAAAUACACUGAGCCAAUCAAACGGGAGGGACCUAAGUGGGACCCGUCCAGGCUGACUGCCUCAACCACUUUUGUGCUUGGAUCACGUGCUAACAAAGCCUUGGGAAUGGGUGGUACCCGUGGAAGAAUCUAUAUCAAACAUCCUGAACUAUUCAAGUACUCUGCCGACUCCCAAGACAAACACUGGCUCGGGGAGAAGCAUCACAUGCCAGCCACAGGGGGUAAGAUGGCUUAUCUGCUGAUAGAAGAUGACAUUCGAGAGCUUGCAGCGAGUGACGACUACAGGGACUCCCCUGAACUGAGGUUGGAUGAACUUCGACCUUUUGUCGUUCCCUACUGGAUCCUGGAGAAGAUGCAGAAGUAUAUGCUGGCUGUACGAACAGAGAAGGAGUAGGAAGCCGGGACGAGCUGGGAACGGAGGGGGCACUAGGCGAGAAGCUUCUGUCUGUCCAGUGGUCUGAUGAGCCUUCUUGAAGAUUGGCUGCGGUUUCUAUGACUGGUGUUUCCAAAAAUGAUACUUGGUCUGAGAGUGUUUUACUUGGCUCAAGAUCUGCAAGCAGUCAUGAAGCACUGAAGAGGCCAGAGUUGAUUUUUGUCAUGCUGUGUGAAAUAAUUAAUGCCAAUCUUGUUAAAAGGUGCCUCUAUUCCUUUCACAUGUUAAAACCUCUGACAGUCAUUGAGAUGUCCUUUUAAGCUUUGCAGGCAUCUGGGCCAUGGAGGGAACUGUCCCCCACAAUAAGAUGCCUGAUCUUGGUGAAGUGAGCUAUUGUUCACGUUCUGUGCUGCCCCGACUUCAGGAUGGAAUGCGAUUGUGUCCUGGGCUCAAGGACUUAAAGCUAACAUCUGUUUGACACAGCACACUGAAGCCAUUGAUGUGGGCCAGACUACUGAAUUGUCCAGGGAGACACACUGACCUUGGCAAUCCAUACACAGGCCCAGAUUGCUGUAUGUGGAACACAGACAAUACUUCAGCCUAACAAUGAGUAUCUUGCCUGUGUGUUUGUGCAGUGAGCACAGUUAAAUGCAUGCUUCAGUCAGCAGUAUUGAGACCUCUGCUACUACUUGUGCUGAGUGUUUGGUUAACAGAAUCCUUUCUCCAGAUCAAUGUGUUUAAACUUAUUAAUGUUCUCCCAUUCUGCAGGGGUGGGGGGAGGUGAGGAGAGAUUUACUGAUAAGAUAAUUUGCAGCAGAAUGCUGAACAAUUAUUCAGAACAACUUUACAGUUGUGUUACAAGUGUGAGAAGCCCCCCUCUGUCCUGCCAUGUCUCUUCCAUUCCUUGCCUUCUCUCCGGCACACUGACUCCCCUCGGCUUCAUUCUCUGUCUGCUGUCACCUCCUUGCCCGUGCUCUCCCCUCGUUCCUCCCCGUCCGCCUGUGCUCUCCCCUCGCUCUCUUGAACCCACUCUCAUAAAGUUACUAUGUAUUACCACUGGUACAGCUGGAUAACAUAUCCUACAAUGUAUAUGGAUGUUAUUCAUUGUUAGCUAAUGUGUUGAUAUCAUAUGGGUAUCUGUCAUUAGUUUAUUGGGUGUGAGGAAGAAGAAUUGAGUCAGCCCUAGAGCAAAAGGACUGUAUCUAAUUCCAUGAUGAAUAAUGACUCAUCAGAGUAGUUGUUUAAUUAUAUGAUGUGUAAUUAAAACAUUAAUUCUAGACCUGCCAACCCCAGGAACGCCAAACUCUGACUUUAACAAACCAAAGUCGUCCGUCAGUCACAUUUGCUUUUUGUUGCUAAAUGAUUAACCUGUGAGAAAAGCUGUUAACUUAUCAGGGUUUAUAUUAUUUGUCAGUGUUAUUGGAGAUACCAGUAUAUCUGUCUCAGUGCUGCAGUUAAAUGCAACAUCUGCCAGCAUGGGAGUAGCACUAGGUCAUUAUAGCUUUUUGAUUUCUAAAUUGUGCAAGGUUAGAUAUGCUGCCAGAUUUUAGUGUUAAAUAUUCCCAUGUGGUUGUGAAACAGAAAUGUGGGAAAUUAAAUACAAGGUUCUGCCAUGCCUUUGAAUUAAAGUUUCCAAUGUUGCAGAAUUAGAUCUUUAUUGCACACUUGUCAACAAUUAAAUAUUUUGUUCAAAAAUU